AUGGUCUUCACUGCCUCCGGAAGCGAGGCCAUCACGCCACAGGUAGAGGUCUUCACAGCCUCCCGGAAGGGCAAGUUCAGGGAAAUCGGUUAACAUCCAAAUGGGGUCUGCCAAUCACACUACAAUGAAACAGAAGUGUACAUUGGGAUGUGUUUAAAUAAAGGACCUUGCUGCCUGUCCAUGGGGCAUCAACCCAGAGGUGAGAAUGCUACAACUAAGAGCUGA
This is a messenger RNA of Peromyscus maniculatus bairdii (prairie deer mouse), 225 nucleotides long. Lineage: Eukaryota; Metazoa; Chordata; Mammalia; Rodentia; Cricetidae. The record is from RefSeq and is a predicted model, not a curated record.